Molecule: messenger RNA, 1563 nt
Organism: Penaeus chinensis
Lineage: Eukaryota; Metazoa; Arthropoda; Malacostraca; Decapoda; Penaeidae
Product: probable glutamate receptor
Exons: 10
Coding region: 1-1563 (520 amino acids)
Cellular component (GO): membrane
Molecular function (GO): glutamate-gated receptor activity
Source: RefSeq, a predicted model, not a curated record
AUGGCCGUGCUGAGGGCCAACCCCGACGGCUCCGUGGCCAUCACCGGCGUCCUGGCCGACCUGCUGGCCACGCUGAGGGAGGUCACCAACCUCACUUAUCGCUGCCACCGCGUUAAGGACGGAGGUUGGGGGUCAAAGGUCAACGGGCGGUGGAACGGGAUGGUCGGCGAGGUCAAGCGGGGAGAAGCUGACAUCGCGGUGGCGGCUUUAGACAUCACGCCGGAGCGGAGCACAGCAGCUGAUUUCCUUAUUGGAAUGCUGUAUGGCAGAAUAGUCAUGCGGCGCCCAUCCAGCGCCGAUUUCGUGUGGACAGCCUAUACGAUGCAGUUUCAAAAAGACGUUUGGAUGGUUCUGGGCAUCACCGCCGGGGCACUGAUGGUCUUUAUACUCCUGGUCUCCCGCUGGUCCCAGACCGAAAUAUCUUUUUCAGCUUCCGAUGUCUUCAUCAUUGUUGCAGGAUGCUUGUUCGGUCAGGGUUCUAGUAUGGCCUUGAAGUCCAACGCCGGCCGGCUGCUCCAUCUCUCCUGCCUGCUCCUCCAGAUCCUCCUCAUGGCCCAUUACACGAGUGACCUCAUCUCGGGGCUGGCCAUGGGUCCCCCCCUCCCCUCGGUCAACACCAUCGAUGAUAUUAAUCGUAACAGCAAACUGACUCUCGGAUGGCGCAAAGGCUCGUCCCUCGGUGAGAUCUUCAAGACUUCCGUCAGCCCCGCCUACAGGAGAGUGUGGGAAAAGGCCGAGGAGGGCGCCACGGGGGCCCUGACGCUGUCCAUGGAGGAAGCCGCAGCGAGAGUCCUUGAAGAACCGUACCUCUUCAUAUCCUCCGAAGUUGCUAUCCUGUACACCUUCGGCCAGGACUGCCAGGUGUACAUCCUACCGUCGUCCUACUUCCCCGUGCAGCAGUCCUUCGCCCUCAGGAAGGGGUCGCCGCUCGUCCCCAUCUUGAAUAAAGUGAUGCUGGACAUCUGGUCGACCGGCAUGAUAGACAAGUGGAAGACGAAGUGGUCACCUGCCACGAGCGACUGCAAUAUCCUGGAGACGAAGCCCAUCAUUCUCAAGACGCUGUUGACCGUCUUCCUCGUCCUGGGAUCCGUCGCGGUGAAUGCGGUUGCGGUCUUGCUGGUGGAGCGAAGGAGGAAGCUAUCUCUAGUGCGCAUGCGCAGUGGCAGCUUCCAGGAUCAACUUUUAAUACACCUCUGGACCAGGUUCCACUAUUACCGCAGAUUAAACGAAUGUGAUACUAGAACCAUGAUUUCAGUAUUGAUUGGAUUCAGUAUGAUUACCUGUAAAUCAAGAUCACACUUCCGUGCAGAAAUCUGUCUCUUCAUCUUGGAAACGUUUGCCCUUCAAAAAGGACUUUAUGAACAGAAAGAGGUGAAAGUCAGAUGGUGCAAGGUCAGGCGAAUAAGGAGGAUGCGGAAGGAUGCCAUAGCCAUAGGACUAUGCUUCCAUCUAGGCAAUGUAAGAGCUGUGAACAUGGGCAUUGUCAUGUAUGAGAGGCACACCUUUGGUGAACAUUCCACGUUUCCUGGUUUUGAUAGCCUCCCGCAAUUUCUGCUGCAUUGA